AUGCAACAUGUUGAGCAGUCUGCAGCACCAACCUUUUUGAGGAGUUUCCUCAGCUCCUUGGGAUUUGCCCUGCAUGUGGUUGGUUUGAUCGGUGCCAAGCGAGUUUUGGAUUCCAGGCGCAUCAAGGGCCUAGCAGACAAGUGUUACCUUCAGAAGAAAAAGACGAGAUCGAGGUUGCCUCUAUCGGUUGCAGAACUGACAACACUGGAAGAAAUCGUUCUUGGUUACCGAGGACGUGGAAUCCCAGACAGACAUGCAGCUGGAUGUUUCCUUUUCAUGGUGUACGCACGCACCAGGUUUUCGGACAUGCUCAACGUUGGGCGUUUGGAUUUCGAAGCUGGUGAAAAUGAAGAGGGAUACAUAGAGGCGCAGGUUGCCAGGUCCAAAACCUCCUUUUCUGUCGACAGAAAGGUCCGUUUGCUUCCUAUGACAGCUGCAAUGCAUGGCGUCACUGCAGAACCUUGGGGAAGUGCAUGGAAAGCGGUGCUAGAGAAGACCGGCAUCCCCAUCACACAUGGAAAGCCGCUACUGCCUGGGAGGACUCCUGAUGGCUGGCACACUUUACCAUUGACUGCGGAGGCGGCAACGAGCUGGCUUCGUAGUAUGUUGCAGUCAGGGGAUCGAUUCCAAGAGGAGAGAACCAAGUCCAUAGGGACGCAUUCAUGCAAGUCCACCAUUUUGUCGUGGAUGGCGAAGUGGGGCUCUUCACCGGAUCUCAGGAGACUGAUGGGGUACCACGUCGCUGACAAGAUGUCAACGAUGCUCAUAUACGGUAAAGACAACACCAGUGCAGGGCUUCGCGAAAUCGAUGUGAUUCUUGAGGCGAUCAGGCAGGGUGAAUUUUUGCCCGAUGCAAAGCGAUCUGAGAUGUUUCCCAAUGCCGAUGAUGCUGCAAAGCUUCUGGAGAGCCAAGACCAAAGCGGUUUUGAUGGCUACUGUUCUGGAAGCUCUUCAGAGGACUCUGCAGAUGAGGACCAACCUGACCACCUGGCUCAUGAGACAGCAGAGAAUGCGAUCCUCGGCAAGUGGGACGCGGGUGUGGACGUCGACAAGCUGCCCGAAGAGGCAGUUUAUUUCAGGGCUGCCUCAGCGGGACUGAGCGAGGAGAUUCGGACCAGUUUGGAUGGCGUCAAGCGCAUCACAGGUCUGACGUUGCGUGGGCCCUUGGAACCAAGUGAUGGCCUUGUCGAUUUGUUCUGUGCGAUGUAUGAGGCAAACAGGCUUCGAUUUGUGCCUUGGGAAAAGUACACGGCAAAAGAAGCAGAGAUCGACAAGGAAGGUGAGCUGCAACGAGCAGAAUCACCUAGGAGUUCAAGUCACGAAGGUGACGCCUCAACUUUGAUUCCCGAAGUGGCAAUUGAAGAAAAGCCUGAAAGGUGCAGACAGUUCGAACACCUGUCCAUGAUGAACCUCUUCUUUCAGAUAAGCGGAUUCUACUUGAAGCAUUUGCGGGCGUGCCAGCCGGCAGCAAGCUUCUCAGAUUUGCUAAAGCGAAAAGGGGGAAUGCUGGAGAUGUACUGUGUCUUUGAGAGUCGUUUCGACUUCACUUUGGCUUCUGGCGGAAAGCUGUGUGGGAGCGUUGACGCCGAAUGGAAACAGAUGCCUGAAGAUCACACUUCCGCUGCAAUCAGGGCUUUGACAUCGAUGCUUGGGUUCGAGUGCUCUCUAGACAAAGAGCUACCUUUUGCGGAGACAGCAGAAAUGCUUGGAGUCGUGCUCGACCUGCAACAUGCCAGUGCUGGUACAAUCAAGGUAGCGAACAAGCCGAGCAGGAUGGACGAACUUAAGUCCACUGUGCAACAUAUCAUUGCUUCAGGCAGGGUUGUUACCAAAGACUUGCCAUCGCUUUUUGGAAGGGCUUUGUUUGUGGAAAGCCAAUUCAUGGGAAGAGAAGGACGGCUGGCCUUGUCGGAGCUGAGAGUCAUGGAACGCAGCAAAUCACAAUUUGUUGAACUUUCAGCUGCACAGAUGGAUGCUCUUAAGAACUUGCUUACGAGGUACCAUAAAGCAGUGCCGAGGUCUUUGAAGAUUGAAAGCACUUCCAUGCCGCUUGUUUUGUUCACUGAUGGUGCCUGUGAACCCGUUGGCGAUGACAUUUCAUGCACAGUGGGUGGAGUCAUGUUUGAUCCGAGAGGUGGCGGUCAAGUUGAAGUUUUCGGAGCACAUGUCAGUUCCGAAGUUGUAGAGUCAUGGAAGCGAGCUGGAAAGAAACAUCCGGUUGCGUUGACUGAGUUGUAUGCCGUAUGUGUUGCACGGCACUUGUGGAAAGACAGGAUGGACGAUUACAAGUGUGUGGUGUUUAUAGAUAACCAAGGCGAUGUGGAUGCUCUUAUCAAAGGAUAUAGUUCAGAAGAUACGAUGAAGUCCCUUCUGAUCCUGCUCGAAAAGCUGGAUGGUGACAAGCCGUUUUUGCCUUGGUUUUGCAGAGUUCCCUCUCAGUCGAACAUCUCGGAUUUGCCUUCCAGAGGUAGGUGGAAAGAGUUGCGUGAGAUUUUGCCAGAUUAUGUCUUUGUAGAAGCAGUUUGUCCGUUUGAUUCCAAGAAACUCCAUACCGUUUUGCAAGAGGAAAAGCAUGGCUGA
Messenger RNA from Cladocopium goreaui, 2580 nucleotides. The record is from the annotation of a GenBank genome assembly. NCBI's taxonomy places the organism in Eukaryota, Dinophyceae, Suessiales, Symbiodiniaceae.